AUGUUGUCUCGCCUCUCAUCGCGCGCCUUCGGCACAACUGCGGCCGCCAAUCGAACCUCCUCAAUCUACCAAGACAAACGCGAAGUCGCCUUCCCAAUCCAAGGAAAAUCCCCGAAAGUCGUCUCAUUAGCCGAAGCUGUUCGUGACAUCAAAACCGGCGACAAUGUUUUCGUACACGGCAUCGCCGCCACACCAACACCAUUGUUGCAAAGUUUGUCGGAGCACGCGGUUGCCAACAACUUGAAGGGAAUUAAAUUGCACCAUUUGCAUUUGGAAGGAGCUACACCGUGGACAGCCGAAGGUGUUCGAGAUCGAAUUCGAUCCAACUCGUUGUUCACUGGACACAAUUUGAGAGCUGCUGUUAAUAAUGGUAAUUUUAUAGUCUGGAAAUUUUGAAAUUCUUACAAAAGUUGCAAGUUUCACGGAAUUUUCAGCCGGUUAUAAUUAAAAACCAGGUUUUAUCGGAAUACAUCUUAAAUUGAACAAUUUCAGUGAAAAAUUGAAACUUGCCCGGCAACGCAAAAAUAAUCACGUUCUAAAAUAAAAGUUUAUAACUCGAAAAAAUCAGUUUUUUCUUAAAAAGUCAUAAAAAUGCUCCGUUAGUCCAACUCAGAGAUUCGCUGGCCAGCUCGCCACCAGAUCGCUGCGGCCACCUGGAAACCGCAUGGCCGCCAGGUCGCCUCGAGUUUUCCGGCGACGUGGCCUGUGUGUUUGAAAUUCUGGAAAGCUGGCAAGACAGUGGUUUGUACUCAAAACACUGCAUUUUCUACUGUUUUUUUCACUUCCUAAGGUUUCUAGUGCUGCGAAAAAACAGAAAAUGAGCCAAUUUCUUCGAAAAUGCCUCAAUUCACAAGUUUUUCAGACAUUUUCAUGAAAAUUCAUUUUGACGUGGCGAAGUGGCCACCACAUGGUAGCCAUGUGGCCGUGACCUAGCCAGGGCUUGGCCACCUUGCCAGCGAAAAAAAUCGGGCGACAUGGUUUCCAUGUGGUUCCCAGGUCAGCCAGCCUCCCCACCUGGUGGCGAGCUGGCCAGCGAAUCUCUGAGAAGAAAAAUAUUAAAGUCUCAAAAACAACUUUUCUCGAGCUCGCGGAGCAUUUUUAUGACUUUUUAAAGACAAAACUAGUAUAUUCAAGUGAUAAACUUUUAUUUUAAAACAUGAUUAUUUCUGGGUUGCCGGGAAGUUUCAACUUUUCACUUAAAAUGUCGAUGUAUUUCGAUCGGAAGCCUAGUUUUCAAUUAUAACCGGCCGAAAAUUCCGUGAAACUUGCAACUUUUGUAAGAAUCCGGAAUUUUCAGCCUGUUAUGAUUUGAAACUAGGUUUCUGAUCGAUAUUUUUGAUCAGAAAUCUGGUUUAAAAUUACGAAUUUCAACAAAGUUAGCAAGUUUAACCUAAAAAAUUCCCCAUUUUUCCAGGAAUCGCCGAUUUCAACUCAUGCUUCUUGUACGAAGUGCCACUUCUCUUCCGCAAAGGAGCCAUCAAACUCAACGCCGCUUUGAUUCAAGUCUCAACACCAGACAGCAAAGGAUAUUGCUCAUUGGGAACAUCUGUGGAUACAGCUCGCGCUGCUGUUACUAAUGCUGAUUUGAUUAUUGGUAAGGGGGUUUACCUUUAUGAAACAUAUCGAAAUAUACUAAAUCGACCAUGCUGAUCAGGAUUCCGAAGUCAAAAAUUGCCACAAAUGCCUGUGAGCACUUUUCUGGAGCUCCAAAGUUAGUUCGUCCAUUUUCACCAUGUUCCUGGGUGAAAAAUCAACUCUUAUAAAUUGGAUAAGGUUGCCUACAACAUUCGAAAACCUGUUGGUUUUUUUUGAUAAACUAAAAAGCUUAUAGGUUUUAGAAUCUGGUGAACAACCUUAUCCAAGUUAUAAAAGUUGAUUUUUCACCCAGGAACAUGGUGAAAAUGGACGAACUAACUUUGGAGCUCCAGAAAAGUGCUCACAAACGUUUGUGGCAAUUUUUGACUUCGGAAACGUGAUCAGCAUGGUUGAUUUGAUAUAUUUCGAUAUGUUUCAUCAAAAUUUCCUAACCUCAUCCCUAGGGAAUUUUCGAGUUUCCCCAAUUUCCAGCUGAUUUUGAAUAAAUUUUCCAGCCAUGGUCAACAAAAACAUGCCAAGAACCUUCGGAGACGGAAUCAUCCACGAAUCUCACUUUGAUUAUUUGGUCAACGAAGCCGACGGUUUCGAACUUCAUCAACGAAACAUCGGACCACAAAACGAUCAAGAAAAGAAGAUUGGAAAAAUCAUUGCCGACAAUUUGGUCGACAAUGGUGCCACCCUUCAAAUGGGAAUUGGCGCUGUUCCAGAUGCCGCACUCUCAGCCUUGGGUGGCCACAAAGAUCUCGGAAUUCACACUGAAAUGUUCUCUGAUGGAGUGUUGGAUUUGAUUGAGAAAAAUGCAAUUACCAACGCGAAAAAAGCGAUUCAUCCCGGAAAAUUGGUUGUGUCGUUCGUCUACGGAUCUACUAAAUUGUACAAUUAUCUUCAUGAUAAUCCACUCAUCGAAUUCGGUGAUGUUAAUUGGGUUAAUGAUCCAGCGGUGGUUAGAAGAAAUCCAAAAGUCACUGCAAUCAAUUCGGCUGUUGAAAUUGAUUUGACUGGACAAGUUGUGUCGGAUUCGGUUGGUAAACGAUUCUUGUCUGGAUUUGGUGGACAAGUCGAUUUUAUCCGUGGUGCUGGAAUUGGAGAUGAUGGUUUGGGAAAACCGAUUAUUGCAUUGCCAUCCAUCUCAAAGAAGGGACAAUCCAAAAUUGUGCCAACUAUUAAUGAGGUGAGCAUUUUGUGUUUAAAAUUUCUUUGGAACCUUGUGAGAAGUAGUUUUUUUUUUCUCCAAAAUUCUAGAAAAAUUGAAAAUUCAUCGUCAGUUUUCCCUGUAAAUAUUGAAUUUGAUCAGAAAAAAUGGGAGGUUUUGAAUCGGGCCUGAUUUAGACCAAAUCUGUUUUUUUUUUCCGAAAAAAAAACUUUAUUUUUAGUGCAAUGAGGUGAAUUAUGCUAUGACGUGGAUUUUGUGUUAAAAAUUUUGGGAUCUUGUAAAAAUUUAUUUCCUGGAAUUUCUCGCAAUACUGAAAUUUGCAAAAAAUCAAUUUAUAUAAAAUUUUGCUGAAAAUGUCACCAAAAUUCCAGAAAAAUUGAAAAAUCAUAAGAAAAUCCCCAGUUUUCCCAGUUUUCGUUAAAUUUGGAAUUUUAUAAGAAAAAAUGGGAGUUUUUGAAUCAGCCCUGAUUUAGACCAAAUCUGAUUUUCUGAAUCAGAUCUCUUUUUCCUGAGCUUCGUGAAUUUUCUGAUCCAUAAAUUGAUUGUUUUGGUCCAUUUCAGAAUUUUAAAAGAGCCUGGUCUGAUUCAAAAAUCCCCAAAUAUUACAGAAAAUUUUCAAAAUUGAUUUAUUAAAUUUUUAAAAAUCUUGCUCCCCCCGAAAAUCUUCAAUCUACAAACUACUCUCUAGUCAAUCCUCCCCUCAACCUCAAAAUUUUCCAGGGAGCCGGUGUCGUCACCACCCGUGCUCACGUCCACUACGUCGUCACCGAAUACGGUAUCGCCCAAUUGUGGGGCAAAAACAUGCGUCAACGCGCCUACGAACUCAUCAAAAUUGCUCAUCCAUCGCAACGCGAAUCGCUCGACAAAGCCGCGUUCGAUCGAUUGAAAGUUAUGCCAUCGGCUGAUUAA
Messenger RNA from Caenorhabditis angaria, 3658 nucleotides. The record is from the annotation of a GenBank genome assembly. NCBI's taxonomy places the organism in Eukaryota, Metazoa, Nematoda, Chromadorea, Rhabditida, Rhabditidae.